AAUUAUCAACCACAAGUACAUAAAUAUAUCGGAUCCUAGGUCGGGCGCAUCACUUUGACUUUUGAUUGAAUGAUUAGUUAGUUAUGCGGCUGGUGAUGUUUCCAGACACUAGUGAACAAAAUUAAAUGCCUCACUCAAAAAAGCCGUACGAUUUUAAUUUUAAAGUAGCCUUUGCUGGUAAUGCCGGUGUUGGCAAGACGGCAUUGAUGAUACGUUUCACUAAAGGAACUUUUACCGAGAGGCUAUGUACUGUUGGAAUCAGUCACGACACAAAAUUAUUAUCCAUCGACGAUAAUUCCUGUGUACAGCUGGAGAUCUGGGACACUGCAGGACAGGAACGCUUCAGAACAAUUACUCAAAGUUAUUACAGAAAUGCAAACGGUUUAAUUUUACUGUACGAUAUCACAAAAUACGAAUCACUGACAGGACUAAGAGAAUGGAUAGAUGACGUCAAACGAUAUGCUUCGCCAAAUAUACUCAUGAUUUUAGUUGGGGCAAAACAGGAUUUAGCAAAGGAUAAACGCGAGGUAACGGAGGAACAAGCCAAGAAUUUUGCUUUUAGUUAUCCUGAGAUUGUUGAUGUAGUCGAGACGUCUGCUAAGAAUUCAGUGAAUAUCGAAACUGUGUUCAUAAGAUUAGCACAAGCGAUGAAAGAACAACAUGAAACGCGACACCUAGCUGACCAACCCCAAACAAGAUCGUUUAGUGACUACACUAUAAAUAAUCGUCAUAAACCUUCACUGUUUUCUAAUUUAUGUCGUGUUAAUGGCUGCUGUACAUGAUUGCAUGGUGUAGUGAAAUUCAAAGUGAAAUGAAACUCGUCUAAUACAACAGUAUUUAAUACGUAACCCCAUUAAAUAAAUCAGUCUAAUGACCACUUUCGAUUCUUUCGAGAAUUAUCUGGGAGAGGGUUGUUUAAUCCUUGGUGAAGUGACGUCACUGUUACUAAAUGUAAGCGAAGUGCUGAAAGGUUUUUGUCAACAUUGCCAUACCUUUUUUUUGCAAAGCUGGUCAGAAAUAUUUGUGAUCAAUAAAUGAAAAUCAUGGGAACUAAAACACCAAGUAAAUGUACCUUGUAAAAACUAAAAGUUACAGUAUAUUGAAAUGAUAAAUAAAUUUUAG
This is a messenger RNA of Dendronephthya gigantea, 1122 nucleotides long. RefSeq names its product ras-related protein RABD2a-like. Gene Ontology annotation, molecular function: GTP binding; GTPase activity. Bases 126 to 782 code for a protein of 218 amino acids. The transcript is spliced from 3 exons. Gene Ontology annotation, biological process: regulation of exocytosis; protein secretion. The record is from RefSeq and is a predicted model, not a curated record. NCBI's taxonomy places the organism in Eukaryota, Metazoa, Cnidaria, Anthozoa, Malacalcyonacea, Nephtheidae.